AUGCCUAUAAAUAAAUAAAAUUUUCGCAAUAAGCGGUAAAAGAAUAGGUAAAAUGAUAAAUAAGAAACGUGAAGACGUUUAGUCUUUGUAACGUUACCGCACAGGGCGUUGAAUAUACCUUUUAAAACAUUUUCUAAUGUAGAUAAUCAUCUGGGACUUGUUUUUACCUGAUUGAAAUUGGAGUUAGUGCACCCCAUUUGCGCCUCCCCAUAUCAACCUAAAUUUAGAUUUUCAGUUUAUAUCGGAUAGCGUCUACAAGAUGGACACCUUCGCGAACGUGAUUAGGGGAACUUCUCUGGUGGAAAUUCUGCAGAUUUCCACAUGCACCUUCGCGGGGAUUUUCAAUGGAUUUGGUUUGUACUCUGCCGUCGUCGAGGGACCAAGUCGUGCCAGUCUGCCGCUGCGCUCACGCUGGGAACAAUGGGCUAAUAGCUUUAGAAUCGCAGCAAAACAAAUAGGCUUUAUUUCCUUGAGUAUGGCUGCCAGCUCUGGUGGGGUGUACUAUCUGAGUCCUUCCUCACCGGUGCGGAGCCUGUGGCUGGUUCCAGUCGGAGCUAGUCUCUUUUCCCUCUUCUACACUGUCUUCGUCAUGGCUCCUGAUAUUAAAAUUCUCUUGGAAAAUGACGUCAUCACGAAAAAGGGUCACCAGUGGGUUGAGAAAACAAUCGGGCGUUUGAGGAAACGUAACUACGCACGCGUGGUGGUGAUUGGGGUGGCAUACUUGGUUUCUAUUUACGCAGCUGUCAAAUCCUAGAUGUACAUCACGACCUGUUUCUGUUCUUUUAAAGACAGAAAGAUUAACCUGAUAUUUAUAUAUGUCGUAUAUUUUAUGUUAUGUACUCGUAAUAAGUGUGUACAACACACGACAUAUCAUGUGAUAUACAACUACAUGUACAUGUACCUGCAGAACUGUUGCUCUCUGGGAAAAUAUUGGGACAGAUCAGAGAGCUACAGAUCCACUCAUUAUUAAAACUUUCGAUUUAUGGCCCUCAAAAACACGUGCAUUGUUGAGGCCUGAUAUCGCGAUAUCCUUGUAUCACCGUCUCAUAAAUUUAAUAUAAAAAUAUCUAACAUUAUAUCACAUUUAUGAGACAUCACAGUUCUGCAGCUAAUAUGCAAAGUGCUUGAAUGUGUAUCUUUUUUAUUUAUUUUAUUCACUGACAGAUUUCUUUCACCCAAGACUUGAUAGAUCAUAAAUUUGCAGGGAAUAUGUCAAGAGUUGAAGAAAUCUAUUUCACUAUUUCAUGAACUGUAAGGGAACAUAUUCACAUGUGACGUUUCAUUCAAAUUGUUUGUUGUUUUUAGAUAGUCAAUAAAAACUUCAUUCUUAAUA
Molecule: messenger RNA, 1333 nt
Organism: Ostrea edulis (European flat oyster)
Lineage: Eukaryota; Metazoa; Mollusca; Bivalvia; Ostreida; Ostreidae
Exons: 3
Coding region: 260-754 (164 amino acids)
Source: RefSeq, a predicted model, not a curated record